This is a messenger RNA of Ictalurus punctatus (channel catfish), 1618 nucleotides long. RefSeq names its product transmembrane protein 238. The record is from RefSeq and is a predicted model, not a curated record. Bases 86 to 511 code for a protein of 141 amino acids. The transcript has 2 exons. Lineage: Eukaryota; Metazoa; Chordata; Actinopteri; Siluriformes; Ictaluridae.
AUGACGUCACGCAGGGCGGUUACCUGCUGGGUAAGGCGGUUUAAGGUGCAGGCGCGCGCUCUCGGACUCCUCAGCAUCCUGAGUCAUGGAGCUGAAGCGGAUUAUAGGCCAGUGCGCACCGCUCUUCUUCCUGGCGGUGACCUUUGACCUGGUGGGCUUCAUCGUGCUGCUGGUGGGCCUGUGCGGGUCCCUGCAGAUCGGAGGCCGCUGUUACGGGGAUUUCCUGGCGCUCACCGGCGCCGUCCUCAUGUUCUUUGGCGUGGGAAUGUGGGUGAUGUGGUACGCGGGGAACCUCGACGCAGACGGGAAGCGCAGCGGCUUCGGGCGGAUCGCCAGGAGACUGACCACGCGCCUGAGCUCCAUGCGGGGGAGAGGAGACAGCGGGAAAACCGAGGAGGAGGAAAUGGAGCAGGAAAUGGAGGAGGAAGAGCAAGAUGAUGGAGGAAAGAGCGAGAAAAAUGCUGCUUACACCAACGAAGCGUACGAACCUGCGGACAACGAGACACCCUGAGAGCAGGUUGUACGUGGAGGAUUUGAUAAUCUCUGGAAAACAGAACUCGUCACUUUAUUUCAAUGUGUUUCUGCCAAAAAAAACACCCCUGUACAGAUUUCUGUGCACACAUACACUUACACAUGUAGUGUAUCAGGCACACUUUCUGUGUGUGUGUGUGUGUGUGAUAGUGAUCCAGGGGAAAUGUUUGUUUGUUUCUCCUCUAAAGUGUCGUUGUUGUUUACACGUGUUUAUUCGGAGCUGUAGCGACUGACCCCGUGUGUUUGCUCUGUGAAUUUUGCUCCAGCGAGAGGAUUUCGCAGUCAAACCGGCCGAGUCUGGAUGCAACCGUAUGUUUACAUGAGCUCAACCUAUAUACUCUCUCACCAGGAGCUUUUAUAAUAAUCAUAAUACCAGAGCUUUAGAGAGAGAGGGAGAGAGAGAGAGACAGGAAGUGAGAGUGGUCAGACAGGUUUUAAUGAAAAGCUCGUGUUUGGUUUCACUGCGUGCUGGAAAAUCACCAACGUCCAGAAAGUCUCGCCUUCAUCACUUCAUCACUCAGUUUCACUGACCUUUCUUUCUUUCUUUCUUUCUUUCUUUAUUCUCAGCUUUGAGUCACUGUCACUUUAUCUCAUCAUUAACAGUGUGUGUAUCAACAUACACACAACAUGCACCUUGACCAGUUCAUUUAAUGUGCAAUAAUAUGAUUUGUAUAAAUAAAGAAAUAUCUCAUUGUUUACAUCUAAAAUAAUUAAUAAAUGUGUAUAAAGAUUUCCAAUUCGGUUGUUUUGUGUCUGUGUGUGUGUGUGUGUGUGUGUGUGUGUGUGUGUGUGUGUGAAAGGAAAUUCUCUUAUAUUAUGUACUCUCUUAUAUUAUGAACUGCUAUCAAAUACCUAUGAUGAAUGUAUACAUUUAAUUACCUCUUUAAAUAAGCUAAUUAACUGCCAUCCUUUAUUAUAGCUGGCACAUGUAUUUUCUGUCUCUUGAAAAGACUUUUCAUGUUCUGUGUGUUUUGUUUUGUCUAUCUGUCUGGCCCCUGCACCAGUAGAAACUGUCCACGAACUGCUGUUAUCAAUGUAUAUAAAUACUCUUGGUCUGCAUGAAUAAACUCGGAUGUCUAUUUGAGCA